CGAACUACUUUUCAUUACUUGGAUAUAGAAUAACAAGAUUUCAGUCAUAACUUAUGACUAAAUGAAAAAUUUAGCCACUAAUAAUUAUUAUUUAAUUUAAGCGAGUUUAAAUUUUUGGGAUACUACAGUAACAGUUAGGUCGGUCAAUCAUUAUGAAUUUAAGGUUUACUAAUUGGUUGUAGCCAUUGACUAAUAAAUGCAAAGAAUUCUUGAGUGACCCCAUGCUAGGCAGACUAGAGGAAAUUCUUCUUAAUUACCACACGAUUCUCGAAAGGAGGCCUCAAAAAUAAAAAAAAUAAAAACAUAUACUACCUCCGUUUCUUAGUAAGUGCAACACUUUUCUUAUUUGGACUAGUCACAGACUCACAGUAAGUGCAACCAACCUUAAAAUCGUAAAAACAAAAAGUUAAAUAUUAUUGCAAAUAUGCCACCAAGAAGCAAGAGGAGACAACAACUUGAUUGCUCGAUCACUUUAAUUACCUUACUUUACUGUGGAUUGUGUUACCAACUUUCUCUCUCUACAUUUCUUGGUAUUUUCGCACUUUUUUAUGUUAUACUUCCUCCGUUUUUCAAUAAGUGACACGUUUUUUAUUACAUCUUUGCCAUCAUUUAAUUCUUUCACCUACCUACUUUAUCGAAUACUCAAAUUUGUUUAGUUGAACAAGUGGUUCCAACUUUCUCUCUUUAGGCUCCUUGAUAUUCCCUCACUUUCUCUCUGUGUCACUUAUUAAAAAACGGAGGAAAUACUUAUUAAGAAACGAAGGAAGUAUAAAUGAAGAGAAUUUUUGCAAGACUUAAAUACUUAGCCGCAGUGUUAAACUAAUUGGUAUGACGUUAACUCUUAUUAUUGUGAGACUAUCUUAGGCUAUGCUCAGUUCACCUUAUUUUUGUUUAUUUCAGAUCUAAUCAGAUCAGAAAAAAUAAGUUCAGAUCAGAUCAGAUCAGUUCAGAUCAUGCUUAUAUUUAAAAAUCAUUAUUACUAUUGAAUAUCUAUCAUUACAUAUUAGUAAAAAUUGCAAUAAUUGAAUAUUAAUAAAGUACUCAUUGAGACGAAUCAAACGAGACCCCACAUGACUAUAUUUUUUCUUAGAUAUUGAGAAAAAUCUAAAAGAUAAGAUCAUGUAAAUCAGAUCAAAUCAGUUCAGAUCAGAACAGAACAGAAAAAAUAAAUUUAGAUCAGAUUAUAUAAGUUCAGAUCAGAAAAUUUCAGGUGAACUGAACAUAGCCUUACUCGAGACUAGCUCUAAAUAUAAAUAGAUUUGAUAUAGAUACUUUCCCAAGAUUCAUUCGUUAUAAAAGUCAGAAAACCCAAAAAGUCCAAAUAUUGUGCUAAUUGAAAUUUCAGUGAAAGAUACAUGCCAACAACAAAAUGCAAUGGUCAAUGAAACAGAGACUUUGGCAUUUAACUUUCCUAGUUUCCUGUCACAAUAAACUGCACCGUUUCUCGAUCGUAUACUAAUUAACUAACUAACUGCUGAUUAUUGUUUCCAUAACUACUUUUGUUCCCGGCAACAAAGAUUCUGCAACAUGGAUGUCCUUUUCCCCUGAAUUGUUCUUUAAUCUUUUAUCAUUAGUUUAACGGAAUUUUUUUCUCUUAUAAUGCAAAGGCCGGCAAUAAAGUCUUCCUCCCAUACACGAUCACAUGCUAGAGGCGUAUAGCUACCUAUGCCUGCUUUAUUUCUGCUUUCUGACAACUUUCCUUAGCUUGUUGAUCAUGGAAAACUCUGUUUCUUCAUCCCCAAACCGAGUCAUCUCCCCAUCAAAAUCGAAGACGGACGCGGAUGAUCUUGCCGAGGAGAGCGGGUGGACGCAGUAUGUUGAAGAUUUCUCGGCAUAUAAUAAAGAAGGUGGUGCUUAUACGCAACAGGAAAACCACAGUUAUUCAGGCUGUUGUUCCAGUUUUGUGAGUACUGCUUCCAUGGUCUCUGAUGCAGGUUCAGGCCCUGAAUGGAAAAAGAAAAAUAUCAAUAAUUUGGCUUCAGCUGCUGUGUGUUCUUCUAUUGGUGGUUUACCUAAUAUGCCUAAGAGAUUAAAUUUCAAGAACAAGAGAGCCCAAGAGAUUCCUUUUGAUGACUCUCUCGAAGAUACGGCUUCCUCUCCCGUCAAUAGCCCCAAGAUCACUAUGUGCUUCAAGAGAAUGGACAUAAAUUCCCGAAAGAUGGACAACGACAGUGGAAGUCACAUGGCCAACGAAAUUUCAAUUGAUCAACAUGUGGAAUACGAUGAUAUAAAUAGCGAGCAUAACCUCAAUAAUUCUUUUCACAAUCAUAUAGAAUAUGUCGACCUGAAGAAGAGAGGCUUACGCCUAGUCCCGAUAUCUAUGAUCACGGGCUAUCUCGAUUGAUAUGUUUUUGUAUCAACUCUCUCCCUAGGGUAAUAUCAGAUAUAAUAAGUUUAACUCAAUACUUUUAUGCUUUUUAUAGAUUGUAUUUAUGACAUGUAAUUACCAUUGCAUUACAAUAUAUGAAGUUAAACAAUAUAAUUGUCUUACUCCUAAUAUUUAUAUUAUCUAGCAGAGAAUAAAAUGUACUAUAUGGAACAUGAUUGAAUAGGUCUUCCUAAAUCAAUCUUGAAUGACAUGGACACAUAGAUUCUCCUA
Beta vulgaris subsp. vulgaris (sugar beet) is the source of this 2599-nucleotide messenger RNA. Its product is annotated as vascular-related unknown protein 1. The record is from RefSeq and is a predicted model, not a curated record. Gene Ontology annotation, biological process: xylem development. The transcript has 3 exons. NCBI's taxonomy places the organism in Eukaryota, Viridiplantae, Streptophyta, Magnoliopsida, Caryophyllales, Amaranthaceae. The coding region runs from base 1643 to 2344 and encodes 233 amino acids.